AUGACCGAUCAUUCGACGCCUUCACAUCCUCAACCUCCAAAGUCACCCGACUCAGGGCCUUCUGAUCCUAAUCUUCCUUCACUGCCCACUGGCUGGAUUGCCCAAUGGGAUGCCAGCUCCCAGAAAUACUACUACGUUCAGAUCAGCACCGGUGCCUCGCAAUGGGAUAUUCCAACUGAUGCUGCACCAUCGCAGAAGGGAACGCCAGCACAAGGCGUCAGUGCAUACAAUCCGCCAGGCGCAGAGGGUCCCGUUGCCGGAGAUGGCGAGCGCGGUCUUCUAGACGGCAAGACAGGUGAUCGUGGAAAGGGUGGCAACUCGCUGUUGGAUUCGGCGUUCAAAAUGGGAACGAACUACGUCUUAGGCGGCAAGCAGUCGGGGCACGGCUCGUCAGGUCACAACUCUGGUCAUGGCUCCGGCAAUCUGCUCAGCAUGGGCAUCAGCGCACUAAGUAGCUCGGGUAAGCAGUCUGGCCAUGGUGGGUCAUCAGGUCACAGUGGCCAACAGUCGGGUCAUGCAAGCUCAGGAGCCGGACUUGUUGGGGGCUUGCUCGGAAGUGUUCUGGGUGGGAGCGGCAACAAACCACAUGGUCAAUCCGGCCAGCACGGAAAUGGAAGUAACAGCGGCUACGGCUACUCCAAUACAGGGAACUCUGGUUCAUACAGCGGCGCUCCUCCACCUGGAUCGUAUCAGCCUCCAGGCGCUCAGCACGGCGGUCCAGCACCUGUACAGCCGCACAAUCAAGGCUACGGGUCAAGUCCUGCUCCAUACCAGGGCAGUGGGCCUAACAGCCCGUAUCCACCACAGAACCAAUACCAACCGCCAGGCCAAACGUAUGGUUCGCCAGCACCCGGUUCAUAUAACCAAUCGGGUCCAAACCAACAGUAUCCGCCACCUGGACAGCAUGGUAACAACUCAUACGGUGGCCCUCAUCAGAAUCAGGGUAAUUAUGGACCUCCACCAAGUCAACACGGAGGGUACGGCGGCAAUCAAAGUUAUGGAAGUCCAGCCCAACAAGGGGGUUAUGGUGCUCCUCCGCCAAAUCAGCAAGGCGGAUACAACGCUUCGGGUGGUUAUGGGGGUCAACAAGGAGGUUUCAACCAACAGGGCGGAUUCGGACAGCAGCAACAAGGGGGCUACCCCGGCCAACAUGGUCCUGGUGGACAACAACACAGUGGCGGACCUCCAGCUCCCGGCUGGUAG
Pseudovirgaria hyperparasitica is the source of this 1203-nucleotide messenger RNA. RefSeq lists its product as uncharacterized. Gene Ontology annotation, molecular function: protein binding. The record is from RefSeq and is a predicted model, not a curated record. The coding region runs from base 1 to 1203 and encodes 400 amino acids. The transcript is spliced from 4 exons. NCBI's taxonomy places the organism in Eukaryota, Fungi, Ascomycota, Dothideomycetes, Acrospermales, Acrospermaceae.